AUGCAGCAACAUAAACAGCUAGAUGCUGAUGAAAUAAAUAAAAAAUUUUCUGAACGUUCAUGGAGCAAAUUUAAGAAAAGUCCGGAUUUAAAAGAAGAAAUCCCUAAACCUGAGAGCUCCGUCGAGGUCGAGGAUAGUAUUCGCGUCGUGAUUGGAUUUGACUUUGGUACGACCUACUCUGGAUUCACGUAUUGUCAUGUUUCAGAAGAGAAAAAUCUAUGUUCAAACGAUUUAUGGCAUGGAGAAGUGGGUCAAUUAAAAACCAACACAGUUCUUCAAUAUGACGAUGAAUAUAACAAUGUAAGGUCAUGGGGUGCUCCGGCUUUAGUUAAGAAGCCAAAUCGUCGAGAUAGAAAUCGAAAUAAUGAAAAUAAACCGGUCGAAUUGUUCAAGUUGCAUUUGGAAAAUAUACUGGAUAAUUUUAAACCGAAACUUUCAGUUGAUUAUAAAAAGGCGAUUACUGAUUAUAUCAGAGAAAUCGGAAAGGUAAUUAAAGAGACAAUAUCAAUUCGUUGGCCAAAAAUCGAUUUCUUUGAACAUGUUCUUUUGGUUCUUACCGUUCCUGCAGAAUUUUCCGAAAAGACAAGGGCAAUUAUGAGAAUGUGUGCAUAUGAUGCUGGGUUAACUAAAGACGAAUGUUCGAAGAACCUGCAAUUCACUACGGAACCCGAGGCUGCAGCUGUAUAUUGCAUGAAAAAUAUUCUUCAAGAACAGGGUCUUACACAACCAGGAACCAAUUUCAUGAUUGUCGACUGUGGCGGUGGCACGGUAGAUUUGACGACUCGUAAAUUCAUAAAUGAAGAAGAAUUGGGUGAAAUAACUGAGAGAGCCGGUGACUUUUGUGGAAGUACUUUUAUAGAUACCGAAUUUAUUAAAUAUUUACGAAAAAAGCUCGGAGACAAGCCUAUGGAUUCACUUAAAGAGAAAAAUUAUGGACAAAUGCAAUAUCUGAUUCAACAUUUUUGUAAAUCUGGCAAAAUUCCUUUUACGGGAGAUGAUCCAAAUUUCCUGUACGAGUUGGAUAUUCAGGAUACUGUCCCUGUAUUAAAACAAUAUAUCACUGAUGAGAAUAUCAUAAAAGCUUUAGACGACUGGGUAGUCGAAAUUGAUUUUGAAACCAUGAAAUUGAUAUUCGAACCUAUCAUCCAAAAAAUCCUUCUUAUGAUAAAAGCUCAACUUGAUAACGCUCAGGAAACUUGCUCCGCAAUGUUCUUAGUUGGAGGUUUUAGUGAAUCAAGAUAUUUACAAAACAGAAUUAAGCAAGAAUUUCUUCAUCGAGUAAAUAAUAUUUCGGUCCCUAUUCAACCUAUGGCAGCAAUUGCACGUGGAGCAGUAAUUUAUGGAUUGUCUAUAAAAUCAAAUAAUCUGAAUAAUAUAGGGGAUGAUGAUAAUUUGAAAUGUAUCAUUUCUUCAAGAGUCCUUAAAUAUACUUAUGGAAUCAAAACAAGAUAUAAAUGGGUAAAUGGAGAUCCAGUAAGCAGAAGGACCCAUGAUGGAUAUAUCUCCAAGUUCAGCCUUUUGGCUCGACGUGGUACUAAAAUGAAUGUUAAUCAAGAGAUUACGAGCUCUCGAAAACCUAUUUCUCCUAAUCAAACUAAAUUAUCACAUCGCAUAUAUUAUACUCAAGAAUAUGAUGGAAUAUUCUGUGAUGAUCCCGGCAUGAAAUUUUUAGGAAAACUUCGCGUAGAUCUCCCUGGCUCAGGUCUCAAUAGACCUGUAUUAUUUGGAUUGACUUUUGGACAAAUGGAAUUUGUUGCAACUUCAAAGAACAAACUGACUGGAUAA
Molecule: messenger RNA, 1785 nt
Organism: Funneliformis caledonium
Lineage: Eukaryota; Fungi; Glomeromycota; Glomeromycetes; Glomerales; Glomeraceae
Source: the annotation of a GenBank genome assembly